Molecule: messenger RNA, 4067 nt
Organism: Tarenaya hassleriana
Lineage: Eukaryota; Viridiplantae; Streptophyta; Magnoliopsida; Brassicales; Cleomaceae
Product: jacalin-related lectin 4-like
Exons: 12
Coding region: 186-3914 (1242 amino acids)
Molecular function (GO): carbohydrate binding
Source: RefSeq, a predicted model, not a curated record
GACUAAAUGACGAACCGACGGCGGAGUAAGGCGCCUCGGGUGGGGUCGGGUCUCCAUCGGAUCCUGGUUGGAUCACCUGAUUCGAACUUGACCCGUGCAAGCGAGUUUCGGGGAUAUCUAGAAUUGUUUUCCAUUUACGAGAUUCUAAGCAAAAGCAUAACGUAUUAAGAGAUACAAAGGAAAGGAUGGAGUCAAAGAGACACCCUAGUGUCUCCUCUUGGUUAUAUAUACACAGCUCAUCGCUACAAUCAUCAUCUGUCUCCACAAGACCCAACCGAGGAGCGGCAAGGAUGUCGGAUUGGGAUGACGGCAAGCACGACAAAGUGAAAAAGGUGAAGAUCACGUACACUUCCUACGCCAUCAACACGAUACAGGUCGAUUACUGCGACAAUGGGGACACCGUUCAUGGUGAGGCUCACGGUCCCAAAGUCGGAACAGAAUCUGCUGAGAUUGAGUUGCACGAGGACGAGUACCUCACGGGAGUGAGUAUCUACGAAUACGAAACCUUUAUAGAUGCAUUAACGUUCAACAGCAACCAAAGAAGUUUUGGACCUUAUGGAAACCCUGCUUCAAGUUCUCCCAGAGUGAUAAUAUCGCCGGAAGGCAACCACAUCGUACGGUUCUAUGGCAAGAGCGGCAAUUAUCUCGAAAGUCUUAAAGUCCACUUCAGACCCAUAAACUCGUCCGGAAUCGUGAAGUUGGAUGCACAAGGACGUAAGGAAGGCCAAAGAUGGGACGACGGAGAGAAUCACGAUGGCGUCAAGAAUAUUGUGGUCGGAGUUGGUCACAAGGGUGUCCACUACGUCAAGUUCGACUACGACAAGAGCGGACUACUCCAUGAUGCACCCUUCCAUGGGGUUCGAGACCAAACAUUCUCACUACCACCGUUCGAAAUCGACCAUCCGGACGAGUAUCUUAUCUCGGUCGUAGGUUAUCAUGAUGGUGUUACCGUCCAUGGCCUUCAAUUCAAAACCAACAAAAGAGAAUCUCGAGCCUUUGGGUAUAGCGAGGGGAACAAGUUUACGCUCGUGGUCAAGGACAAGAAGAUAGUCGGCUUCUAUGGAUAUGCUGGCAUUACUCUCAACUCUCUCGAAGCUUACUUCGUACCCAUUGUCUCCUCGUCAACCAAUAAAUCGGAAACCCAAGGUGGCAAAGGAGGCAAACAAUGGGACGACGGAGCGGAUCACGACGGGGUUACAAAGAUAGUAGCCGGAGUUGGUCGGAAAGGCGUUCACUACGUUAAAUUUGAAUACGACAAGAACGGACAACUCGAAGACGGGCCAAUCAGAGGGCUCGCAACUGGAACAUUGUCACAACCGUACAUAUUUGACAUCAACCAUCCGAAUGAGUAUCUCAUUUCCGUCUUUGGUUACUAUGAGGGUGACAACGUUAUCGGUCUACGUUUUCGGACGAACGAAAGGGAAUCUCAAGUAAUCGGAUAUAGCGACGAGGGUACUAAUUUCAUACUCGAGGGCAAGAACAAGAAGAUUGCCGGGUUCCAUGGAUUUGCCGAUACGACCCUCAAUUCUCUUGGAGCUUACUUUGUGCCCAUCCCGUCAUUAUUGCCACCUUCCACUGAUAAACUGGAAGCUCAAGGCGGUAAAGGAGGGGAAGAAUGGGACGACUUAGCAGAUCACGACGGCAUAAGAAAUGUGACCGUCGGGGUCGGUUGGAAAGGCGUUCACUACAUCAAGUUUGGUUACGACAAGAGUGGACAGCUCAAAGAUGGACCAAUACACGGACUUACGAAUGGAACACUCUCCCCGCCACCCACUUUUGAGAUCGACCAUCCUAAUGAAUAUCUCGUAUCGUUCGUGGGUUACUACGACGAUAACAUCAUCCAAGGCCUUCGAUUCAAAACCAACAAGAGGGAAUCUCAGGUGUUUGGUUAUGGAAAGGGUACCAAGUUUACACUCGAGGUCAAGGACAAGAAGAAGAUUGUCGGCUUCCAUGGAUACGCUGAAACUUACCUCAAUUCCCUCGGGGCUUACUUUACACUGUCUUUUAUUUUGAUUUCUUAUUAUUUGUAUACAAAUCUAAACACGGAGGAGGAUAAGGAAGGCGAAGGUGAUGAAGAUGAAGUUAAUGCUAUCUUGCACAUAAGAUUCACUGCGGUAAAAAAAAUGUCCUGGGACGACGGAAAACACACGAAGGUGAAGAAAGUGCAGAUUACGUAUGGUGACGUCAUCAACUCCGUCGAGUUCGAAUACGACGACAACGGCAACGCUCUCAAGUCACAGCGACAUGGCAAUGUCGGAAAUCAAUCAGAUGGGUUCACGCUGAAACCCGACGAGUACAUAACGGACGUCACUGGUUACUACACGACCAGACCGAACGGGCAAGAAGUUAUAACGGCGUUAACGUUUACGACCAACAAAGGAACAUAUGGUUCUUACGGAAAGAAAACCAGAAACUACUUCUCCGUCAACUCUCCCAAGGACAAUCAGAUCGUCGGUUUCAAUGGAAGCAGCAGCGAUGUCCUUCACUCCAUCGACGUUCACUUUGGCCCCAUAGUCGCCGCCGGAACCGGAUCCGGAACGGGACCGGGAGCCGGUGGAGCGGAAAAAGUGGAAGCACAAGGAGGAAAAGGAGGCAAUGGAUGGGAUGACGGAGCGAAUCACGACGGUGUGAGGAAGAUUGUGGUCGGAGCUGGUCGGAAAGGCAUUCACUACGUCAAGUUCGGUUACGACAAGAGCGGACAGCUCGAAGAUGCGCCACUCCACGGAUCUGCAACUGGAGCAUCUUCUCCAACACAGUUUGAAAUCGACCAUCCCGACGAGUAUAUUAUAUCGGUCGUGGGCCACCAUGACGGUGGCAUCAUUCAGGGACUUCAAUUCAAAACCAACAAGAAGGAUUCUCAGGUCUUUGGUUAUGCCGACGGUACUAAGUUCACGCUCGAGGUCAAAGACAAGAAGAUUGUCGGUUUCCAUGGAUUCGCUGACACGACUCUCAAUUCUCUUGGAGCGUACUUUAGACCCAUUUCCUCCUCCUCGUCGUCUUCAAUUGAUAAAGUGGAAGCCCAAGGAGGUAAAGGAGGCAAUGAAUGGGAUGAUGGGUCAAAUCACGACGGCGUGAAAAAGAUUGUCGUUGGAGUUGGGAGGAAAGGCGUCCACUACGUCAAAUUCGAUUACAACAAGAGCGGACAGCUCGAGGCUGCACCCCUCCAUGGCUCUACUAAUGGAGCUUCUUCCCCAUCUUUUGCAUUUGAGAUUGACCAUCCCGACGAGUACAUCCUGUCGGUUGUGGGUUACUACAAUGUUGAAAACAUUCAGGGUCUACAAUUCAAAACCAACAAGAAGGAAUCUCAGGUUUUUGGAUACGACGACGGUACUAAGUUCACGCUCGAGGUCAACAACAAGAAGAUUGUCGGGUUCCAUGGAUUUGCCGAUAGAACUCUCAAUUCUCUUGGUGCUCAUUUUGCACCUGCGGGUAGCACCACUUCUUCUGCAGUGAAUAAAUUGGAAGCCCAAGGCGGUAAAGGCGAAACUGUUUUCGAUGAUGGAGCUUUCGACGGUGUGAGAAAAGUGUACGUGGGACAAGGUGAUUCCGGUGUGGCUUAUGUCAAGUUCGAGUACGACAAAGGUGGCAACUUGGAAUCACGUGAUCAUGGGACGAUGACAAUGCUUGGUACUGAAGAGUUCGAGCUCGAGCAGGGUGAAUACAUCACAUCGGUGGAGGGCUACUAUGACAAAAUCUUAGACUAUCAAACUGAAGUUAUCUCGGCUCUUAUUUUCAAGACGUCCAAGGGGAGAACUUCCAAACAGUUUGGAAUGGCGUCGAGUACGAAAUUCGAACUGGACGGCAAAGGCGGCAAGCUGGUGGGGUUCCACGGCAGCGUUGGAGGAGAAGUUCUCCAUUCUCUUGGAGCUUAUUUUGCUCCAUCGCCCACUCCACUGACUCCCGCCAAAAAGUGAGACUAUAGCUAAAAUCCAUGUCUUUCCUUGAAAGUGUGUGGUCUGCUUUGAUUAUUUUUAACUUUAUGUUGUUGUGUUCUGUCUUUUAAUGAUGAAACGUUUUGAUAUGAAUGAAGGAAUAUCGAAUAAUAUCUAUGAACAUGAUUUCCGAUA